Messenger RNA from Panicum hallii, 1313 nucleotides. Its product is annotated as protein LIKE COV 2-like. Lineage: Eukaryota; Viridiplantae; Streptophyta; Magnoliopsida; Poales; Poaceae. The coding region runs from base 114 to 890 and encodes 258 amino acids. Gene Ontology annotation, cellular component: Golgi apparatus. The record is from RefSeq and is a predicted model, not a curated record. The transcript is spliced from 7 exons.
ACCCCAGCCCGCCCGCCCGCCCGCCCGCCCGAAGCGACGCCUCACCUCGCACCUGCUUCGUUCCACCCGCCCCCCGCGGGAAGCUUCUAGAAGGGGGAGGCACCGGCGGAGCCAUGGCGGAGGAGAAGGAGUCGACGUCGAUCCCACUCAGCCAGGCGGCGGAGGCCGUCGACCCCGAGGACCCGGCCAAGUCGCCACCGCGGCCCAGCUCGCCCACCACCUCCACGCGCAAGGCAUGCUGCGCUGUUCUUCAAAGUUGGGUGUCAAGAAAAUUUAUGACUGGAUGUGUAGUACUUUUCCCUGUUGCAGUCACGUUCUUCAUCACAUGGUGGUUUAUUCAAUUUGUUGAUGGGUUUUUCAGUCCCUUAUAUGCGAAACUUGGAAUCGACAUAUUUGGUCUUGGUUUUUUGACUUCUCUGGUAUUCAUAUUUCUGGUUGGAAUAUUUGUUUCUUCAUGGGUUGGUUCAACCAUCUUCUGGGUGGGAGAGUGGUUUAUAAAGAAAAUGCCAUUUGUAAGGCAUAUAUAUUCAGCAUCGAAGCAAGUCAGCACUGCGAUUUCACCAGAUCAAAAUACGACAGCUUUCAAAGAAGUUGCAAUAAUUCGUCAUCCACGAAUUGGUGAAUAUGCAUUUGGAUUCAUAACAUCAACAGUGGUCCUUCAGACUGACAAAGGCGAUGAGGAACUGUGUAGUGUUUAUGUGCCAACAAAUCAUCUAUACAUUGGUGACAUAUUUCUGGUGAACUCUGAGGAGAUCAUAAGACCUAAUUUAUCCAUUCGAGAAGGAAUUGAAAUAAUUGUUUCAGGAGGAAUGACCAUGCCUCAGGUGAUUGCAUCAAUGGAGCCCAUGCCACGGAAAAGCCAGAACAUUCGUCUUAAUAGAAUGGCGUGAUGUAACAAGUCACAGAUGCAGCAAAGUAAACAUUUCCAACCUUAUUAGCCCCAGCUGGUGUGUUUGGCAUGUUUAACUGAUGGUUGCACAUCAAGCAGAUAACGUGACCUGUGGGUUUGUGAUUCGGUGUCUGGGCUGUGUGUUUACCCUGUGAUGUUACAUGUUUGGAUAGGGGAACAAGUAUGUUCUGAGCCCAUCAUGGCAUUACAAAUGCAGGGUAAGCAUCGUGUUGAUGCUCUGAGAUACUAUUGUAUCACUCAUGUCGUGGUACAACUGACUAGUGACCGGUUCAAAAUGUUGACUUCUACACUUGAGAGAUGUAUAAGUAGCUUGCCUGAUUAAAUUCGUUUGUAACAGUAUGAUGUAUAACAUCUUAAAUUACAAAAAAGAGCAUCGAUGCCCUGACCUGGUUUCUUCUGUCAA